AUGAAAUUUCAGAUAGAAUUACUAGUAACAGGUGAAGAAAGCAGUAUUGAUAAUCUUCAUUCGUAUUAUGAAUUCACGAUUAAAGAAGGAGUGCCAGUGGGAUCUACUGUAGGGAAAAUUGGCAGUGGAGAAGCAAUCAAAUUUGAGAUGCUCAGCGAGAGUGAUAAUUUUGAAAUUGACAAAGAAAUUGGAGUGAUUCGGACAAGAAAUGAAAUGAGGAUAUCGGAGACUUAUCUUGAUAUCAGGGUCACAAAUAAAGUCAACGAGGUAUCCAAACUAGUCACUGUACUCAUUAUCGUCGCUCAAGUAGACAAUAAUGCAUUGUUCUGUUUGCAAAAUCGUAUUGAUUUGAUGGUACCUGAAAAUUCGCCUUCGGGGACAUUUGUUGAUAUUCUGAUGUCAGAUGACAAUAAUCUUACUCGCUAUACGCUUCAAGGAAAUCCGGCUGCUAUAUCGAUGGACAGUAAUACUGGAAUCAUAAGUACCACUGCCCCAUUUGAUUUUGAAAAAGAAAAUCUUUAUCAGUUCGAGGCAAUCGCCCAUAGAAUAGGGGGUGCAUCAGUGGGAUGUCAAAUUUUUCUGUAUAUUAUUGAUAAGAAUGACAAUGCACCGAAAUUUAAAUCUAAUAAUUAUGAAGUCAAAGUUUAUGAAGAUGCUCCAGUCGGUGAAGUGAUCAUUCAACUUGAAGUUAUUGAUUUGGAUACUGUAAAUGAAUUCGUUUUCGAAAUUUCUGUAAUUGGUAAUGAGCGGGGCUGGUUCGGAAUUAAACCUGAUGGGAGAAUUUUUCUCAGAACACCUCUUGAUCGGGAGUACAUGGCUGUUCAUCACUUACACAUUGUUGUUUAUGAUCAGAGACCUCCAGAAAAAACUUUCAAAGCAACAACUACAGUAAAAAUAAUAGUUCUGGACGUAAACGACAAUGCGCCGCAAUUUGUUUCACCGUCUGCUUUUUUCAUUUCCGAAAGAGCGACGUCUGGUACCAUAGUAGGCCUAGUUCAUGCUGUGGAUCCUGAUAUGGGUCAUAAUGGACAAUUGCAAUAUCGCAUUUUACCAUGGUCAAAUUCAGAAGGCUUAUUUAUGAUAAAUCCAGUUCUCGGAUAUCUGCUGGUGCACUACCCGAUUGAUGCAGAAGAGCAAAAAAAUUACCAUUUGCUAAUCGAAGCAAAGGAUUGUGGUGUUCCAAGGAGGUUGUCAACAGUUGUUUCAGUAACUGUGACAGUACUAGCUAGUAACAAGGAAUCACCGAGACUGAGAAACUUUUACCAUAUAGAGAUUCCAGAAAAUGUUCCAGUUGGCCAUAUUGUGUCUCAAAUUACUGACACUAUGACAAAUGUUCUGUUUGAAAUUAAAUCUGGAAAUGAAGACGACUAUUUUCGAAUAUCUCCCACAAACGGGAUAAUCAUGACAAACAAACGCUUAAAUGCUGCCAAAAAUUCGAGUUAUAACUUAACGGUUUCGAUACUAUCAAGCAAUAAUACUAGAAAGCAGAGCAGCAUCGUUUUAAUUGAAGUUUUAAAUAUUGGUGUUAAAACUGCUCAAUUUCCUGGCCGUGUUGACAUAAUAUUAUAUGUUGGUGAAAAUAUGCAAGGGACAUACCCAAUUACUAUAGGAACACUGAGAGCUAUUACUGCAGAUCGAGGACUGAACGGAACGUUAUCUUAUUCACUCAUUCAGGGUAAUAGCACGCUGUUUCGGGUGAUACCACAAACAGGCAAACUACAAAUCACAGGACCACUGAAUUACGAAAUGCAGGACCGAUAUGAAUUGGUUGUGCAAGCAAAUGACCUAACUGUUCCGAGAAGCUUCAACACAAUAAGUACGGUUACUGUAUUAGUCAUGGAUGUAAACGACAAUGUACCAAUCUUCGAGUAUCCUCAAUACUACGUUGAAGUGAUGGAAAAUGAGCCUGUUGAAGAGAAUUUAACACUAUUGUGUUUGAAGGCAACAGAUAAAGAUGACCGAGAAUUCUCAAUGAUAAGGUACAGCCUUGAUAACGAAGAACUGUUACCAUUCUUCAUCAACUCAACAACAGGAUGUAUAGGAAGACUAGAAGUACUGGAUCGUGAAUCCCAGUCGCAUUGGAUCUUGAAAGUGAUAGCUCACGAUAAUGGGAAAUUUGUGGAACAUUCGAGUGCUGCAGUAGUACGAAUUGAAGUGCUGGAUCAGAAUGAUAAUAUUCCUAUAAUUCUUAAUGAACAACUUGAUGUAUUCAUCUCAAACAGUGUUGAAAAAAAUGAUGUAAUAUAUGUAAUAUCGGCACUUGAUCUGGAUGAAAAUGAUACUUUGUACUAUAGCCUUAGUGGUCCGGAUGUAUCAUAUUUCCAAAUCAGUCAGAGUGGUAUCAUCACUGCUACACGACAACUCCUUAAGCAAGAUUAUUCAAUCACUGCAAUAGUUUCUGAUCAUGGAAACUUAACCUCAUCUGUUGGAUUAGCCUUUUACGUGUCCGAAACUAUGAGAUUCCCCGUUUUCGAAAAACGUUCACAGCAAGAACUGACGGCUACUGAGCAUAAUCCGGACAUGUUGGUAACAAAAUUUAUCGCUCAGUCGGUUAAUGUAUCCAGUCGAGGGAUAUUAUUUACGAUUUUCAGUGGUGACCCGCACCAUCAUUUUUAUCUAAAUCCUAAUUCGGGAGAAUUGUAUGCUACGAAUCGAAUAGAUUAUGAAUAUCGAAAACAGUACGAACUGUGGAUUGCUGCUAUCGACCAACAUAUUCAACCAAUGAUUUCAUACACAAAUUGUAUCGUAAAUGUUGUAGACAUCAAUGAUAAUAGGCCUUUCUUUGAGAAGGCUUUUUAUUCUGCUUCAGUAGCAGAGAACGGUGACAGCGAUGAACUGAUAAUAAAAGUUACUGCCAAAGAUUCGGAUUCUGGAAUGAAUGGGAAAAUUUCAUACAGUUUGAUGACAGGUGAUUCGGUUGCACAGAAAUAUUUCAAAAUCAAUGAAGUAUCGGGAGAAAUUUUUACUACUUCCAGUUUGGAUGCCGAAGAGUUAAAUGAGUAUCAUUUGCACGUUAUUGCAAAAGAUCAUGGUAAUCCACAAUUGUCGGAGAUGGUGGUUGUAAAGAUUGAAAUACUGGAUAGAAACGAUAAUGCGCCGCGUUUUUCAAAUUUAUUUCAUGGUGCAGUUGCGGAAAAUAGCCGUUUGGGGACACUAAUACUUCAGGUAAUAUGUUAUGACGCUGAUGUAAACAGUACUCUUAUCUAUGGUCUGGAAGGUAACUGUGCUGAUAACUUUUCAAUUGAUCAACAAACGGGUUGGAUUAGUCUGGCAAAACAAGUUGAUCGAGAAAAGAAAAGUGAAUAUUCAAUAAAAGUGAAAGCAUGGGAUGGCCUGUGGGAAGUACGAACACCGUUAACUAUUACCAUAGAGGACGUUAAUGAUAAUGCUCCCACGUUCAACGAUUCAUUUUAUACAUUUUCGAUUGCAGCUGAUUCAGGAAUCUUUACUGAAAUUGGACAAAUUUUGGCAUUUGAUAUGGAUGAAGGAUUAAAUGGGCAAAUUCGCUACGCUUUGCGAUGCGGCAAUGAUUUGUUUAUGGUUGAACCGUCUAGUGGACUCAUUUUUUCAACAACCGCCUUAGGGCAGUAUGUGAAUAAUACUGUGGAAUGUAAGGGCGUUGCCAGUGAUCAAGGAUUUCCAUCAAUGAAGAAUAAUGUCACAAUCUAUAUUCACAUCACUGAUUCUGCUAAGAGCAAUGAAACAGAACAACCUUACUACCAGUUUGCGCUUCUUCUUAAUGCUGACCCUUAUACAGCAAUUGGUCAUUUACCAUUAUAUAAUACAAUGGCCAUAGUGAAUGAUAGCCGUUUUAUGGUGGAUCAGAAUGGAUAUUUGUUCACAAACGCUACGUUUCCGGAAGCUGUAUUAGGAUAUAAAAUUAUAUUCUCUGUUGCAACAAAUAAUAAGAAACUUAUAAAAGCUAUAAUUUCCGUUGAAUUUACUGAACCAAACAUUAACCACCCGCAGUUUUCAUUUAAAAGAUAUAAAUUUUCGGUCCAGGAAAACUGUGAUUUGCACUCACCAAUUGGUAUGGUUAUAGCAAAAGAUCCUGAUAUAGGUCUUAAUGGUUACAUAACUUAUCAUAUUGUUUAUGACACUGACCGCUUACCAUUUGCAAUUGAUGCAACAACAGGAACCAUAUUAACAACGGAAUACAUAGACUUCGAGGAAAGCAGUAACUACCAAUUUUUAAUAACAGCAAAAGAUUCCGGUUUCCCUGCACUCAGCGCUACCGCAGAAGUUACUGUUGAAGUGCUCGAUGAAAACGAUAAUGCGCCCGAGUUUGAAAAUCAUUAUGUGCAGUAUACGAUAUCAGCAUAUUCACCAGUGGGCACCACAAUCGCACAUUUUUCUGCUGUUGACGUGGAUUCAGAGUCAAAUGCUGUUGUCGUCUACCAUCUGCUUUCGGAUUCUGAAUUACCUUUUACUAUAAAUGCUACAUCUGGCACAUUAUACGUGUCCUCUCAAUUUCAUUACGGAACAGCUAGUGAAUAUUUAUUUGGCGUACUGGCCAGUAAUCCCAGAACCACAAGUUCGGAUUAUCCAGGAUUAGUUCCAGAAGGUUACCGAAACGGAACAUAUUAUAACGUUUUACAAGUUGAAAUUUUCGUGAAGCAAGAUGGAGAAUCUGAGCUAUAUUUUGCAGAAACGGAACGAAACUUCGAGAUUAGUGCUUUUGCUUUGAAAGGCACCAUAAUUGGUAGAGCGGAAGCGAUUUAUCAGAAUGGAAAUUAUUACCAAAAAAUUCUAUAUCGUAUGACUUCAAGUAAUCUAGUUGAUAUAAAUGGUCGUACAGGGGAAAUAUAUGUGAAAGAAAAUUGGAAUGGGACUACUGGAACUAUAAUGGUUCAGAUAGUUGCAACUGGCCAAUUUUUGCGAAGAACAAAUUUUGAAGCAAAUGUUUGUAAGGUAUUCAUCGAACGGAAGGAUACAGAAGCACCGCCAAUAUUGCAGCCUCACUACAAGUUUUUAUUAUCCGAAAAUGCUGAUAGUUCAAGAAGUUUCGUUAUUUUUGAAAAUCUUCCUGAGGAAUAUUACCUUGAUAUUGUUGAAGAGGGAAGAAUUGGAUAUGGUACUGAGCAGCCCUUCUGUGUUGGUGACCCCGGCAAACUUUAUUUAUGCGGCACGAUGAAUUAUGAGCAAAAAGUUGAUUACCGCUUACAAAUUGCUCUUAUCGAGAAUGAUGUCAUACGUUCUCGAGCCUUAGUCACGAUAACAGUGAAUAAUGUAAAUGAUAAUAGACCUUCACUGGAUCCUUCCUCUUCUGUUGGUUAUGUCUUAGAGAAUUCACCAAUACACACAGCAAUAAUGAAGCUGCACAUGAUGGAUAGUGAUAUUUUACGAAAGCAGUCGUCAUUCAAGUACCGAAUUACUGACAAAGAACUAUCUCAGAUAUUUGUUAUCAAUGAUACCACUGGAGUAGUAUUCACUUCUGAGGUUCUGGAUCGUGAAAAACGUUCGCUAUAUAUUGUGCCAAUAACGGUCAACGAUUUGGAUGUCUCCAGUGUUCACUCUAUGAUUCACUUACGGAUCUACGUUGAUGAUCAGGAUGAUAAUGAACCAGAACUGGUGCCACGAACAAUAAAUUUAGGAUAUUUGUGCGAAAUUCCUGACAUGAUAAUCCUGCAUGCAUUUCCAGUUGACGCUGACCAAGUUGGCGUAUACAGUUGUCGAUUACUAAAUGUUUCGCAAACUUAUAAUAUAUCAGGCAGUUGUGUGUUAAAGCUAUCAUCAAGUUUAUUACAAGAAGAAUAUCUUCUGAAUACUCCAUUAUUGGUGGAAGCUUCCAAUCCUCGUACAAAUAUAACAUUUCCAAUAAAUUUACGAAUGCGACGAGAAACCGCUCUAAGAUCAUUACUUAGUGAUUUCAGUGUAAUCGUGGAAUUAUGGGCUGCUGAAGGGAGUAUAGCUGAUAGUAUUUCUACAUUUGAAGAGAUGUUUCCAAAUAUGAUGCUUCAACUUCUUGGCCUUCAGCAAUUAGAAGUUGACUUUUUCCGUGUUUUUGUUGCAAUUCUGGAUCAGGAUUUAGUUCCAAAAGACAAAGAAAAUGCAUUGAAACUACUGAAGCAAUUUUUCACUGAAAAACUGAUUUCUAAAAAUGUACAUCUCGUACGAAUCGCAUUAGAUAUGUGUACACUCACUUUUGAACAAUGUAUUUACGGCACAAGAUGUUCUCAAAAUAUCACAAAGAAUGGAGAAUUACUCGAACUGAUUGGCUACAAAACAAGUUUUAUUGUUCCUGUUGUUAUCAGCCAUGUAAAGUAA
Messenger RNA from Brugia pahangi, 6267 nucleotides. The record is from the annotation of a GenBank genome assembly. NCBI's taxonomy places the organism in Eukaryota, Metazoa, Nematoda, Chromadorea, Rhabditida, Onchocercidae.